Molecule: messenger RNA, 3955 nt
Organism: Mobula hypostoma (lesser devil ray)
Lineage: Eukaryota; Metazoa; Chordata; Chondrichthyes; Myliobatiformes; Myliobatidae
Product: src substrate cortactin-like
Exons: 16
Coding region: 261-1862 (533 amino acids)
Biological process (GO): regulation of actin filament polymerization
Cellular component (GO): site of polarized growth; plasma membrane; cortical actin cytoskeleton
Molecular function (GO): actin filament binding
Source: RefSeq, a predicted model, not a curated record
UGAACUCUCAGCCGCGAUAUAUAUAUAAAAUCCUGGACUCGCCUGCUGUCUUGUCUUGUCCCCACUACACCAACCGUCGCCGCUGGGCUAUGAUCAUGCCGUGCGUGAGCUCUGGUAAACUUCAGGGAACUGUUGCCUGCAAGAGGUUCUCGCCCCUUCCUGUUUAAAGUCAAAUCGCGAUUUCUAAGCCCAGCCUCUGUGAGAACAGGUAGCGAGCUUGCCUACGGACUUACAGCCUGUCUCAACCCCGUAUCACCGAGAUGUGGAAAGCAGCAGUGGGCCAUAAUGUUAAAGUGGAUCAGGAGAAGGAUGGAGAUGAUUGGGAAACAGAUCCUGACUUUGUCAAUGAUAUUUCAGAACAGGAGCAACGAUGGGGAGCAAAGUCUGUUGAUGGGUCUGGUCGGCCCCAGCACAUCAAUGUGCACGAGCUGAGGGAGAAUGUCUCAAAGGAUCACGAGACCUUGAAGAAGAAGGAAAUGGAGGAAGGAUCAAAAGCAUCAUAUGGUUAUGGUGGAAAGUUUGGAGUCCAGAGGGAUCGGAUGGACAAGUCUGCAUUAGGAAAUGAGUAUGUUGCUGAAGUGGCAAAGCAUUCAUCACAGACCGAUGCAGCCAAAGGAUUUGGUGGGAAGUAUGGCGUACAGAAAGAUCGAACAGACAAGUCAGCCGUGGGAUAUGAGUACAAAGGAGAAGUGGACAAGCAUGCUUCACAAAAAGAUUAUGCCAAAGGAUUUGGUGGCAAAUAUGGAGUGGAAAGGGAGAAGGUGGAUAAAUCUGCUGUGGGAUACGACUACAAGGGAGCAACGGAGAAACACGACUCCCAGAAAGAUUAUGCCAAAGGAUUUGGUGGCAAAUAUGGAGUAGAAAAGGAGAGGGUGGAUAAAUCUGCUGUGGGAUACGACUACAAAGGUCUGACUGAGAAACACGAGUCACAGAAAGAUUAUGCAAAAGGAUUUGGAGGAAAAUUUGGAGUCCAGAAGGGUCAUCAGGAUCAGGCUGCCCAUGGAUGGGACCACAAGGAGGAAGUGAAACUGCACGAGUCCCAGACAGAUUAUGCCAAGGGCUUUGGAGGACGUUAUGGGGUGCAGCAGGACCGGAUGGAUAAGAGUGCAGCUACCUUCACGGAAAUGGAGAGUCCAACGACGUCCUACCAAAAGACAGUGCCAGUGGAAGCCGCCAGCAGCAGUGCACGGAGCUUGAAGUCAAGGUUUGAAAAUAUGGCUAAAGCCAGUGAUGAGGACAACAAAAAGAGAGCAGAGGAGGAGCGUGUUCGGAGACAGGCGCGAGAGAGAAUGGAACGGGAAGAAGCACGCAGGAAGCAGCAGGAACGGAUGGAGCAAGAGAUUCCAGAACCUGAGAAUGCUGAACAGAUCCCACCGACUCCUCAGAGGCGGGGUCCGAAACCAGUGGAAAAGCCCGAGCCUGAGCCCGAGCCCGAGCCAGAGCCUGAGCCCGAGCCUGAGCUCGAGCCACAGCCCGAGCCACAGGAAGACCAAGUCUAUGAUAAUCCUGAUUCUUAUGAGGAAUCAGCAAUGGAUGACUAUGAAAAUAUUCCUGAAUUUGCUGGCCAGGCAGUUCCCAACAAGGAUUUGGAAGAUCAAGGAGACUAUGAACAGUUGUCACCAGUCUCUGAAAUGAAAACAGAAACACCCAGUUCUGGUGCCGAGAAUGUUUACGACAUUGCCGAUUCUGGUGUGACUGCAGUAGCUUUGUAUGAUUAUCAAGGAGAAGGUGACGAUGAAAUCUCCUUUGAUCCUGAUGACAUCAUCACAAACAUUGAGAUGAUUGAUGAGGGCUGGUGGCAGGGUCAAUGCCGUGGGAAAGUUGGCCUCUUUCCAGCCAAUUAUGUGCAACUGUCAAAGUGAACAUUGACCAGCUCGAUAGGAUGCAAAAUGUCAAUGAUCUCUUUGCCUCCACAGAUGUUACUUGACCAAAGUUCCUCUAGCAGUUUCUUGUGUCUCCAACAGGAAUUUAGAUUACUCAUUUUCUAUUAAUGUCAAACCAUUGGUGUCUGAAGCAAUUUGUUUUCAUAACUAUUUAGUGUUUGCCAAGCAUACUUCCUUUCCUCCUACUGAAAUCUGUAUAUUUUCAUUGCCUUAACUGAAGCAGUUGCCAUACUAACAAGGCAAUUAUUUCAUUGGGAGUGUCUAUUCAGCCGAAUAGCCUAUACUAGUACUGACCCAUUAACCAGUCCUUCAUAGUCUAAUACCAUUUCCUCAGAUUUUUAUUUAAUUUUCUCCUUCACAAACCAUGGAACAAUGGACUCCUAUAUGGUUCAAUCACCAGAAUCUCAAGUUGGUGGGUACUGAAAUGCAUUUAACUAGGCAUCUUGUGUCCUUUACUAUGAGAACUGCUCCCUCCCAUGGUUAUCUUUCUCAAUAGAAGACCAUAAGACAUACGAACAGAAUUAGGCCACUCAGCCCCAUAGACCUACCUUCUCGCGAUAUCCUUUGAUGCCCUAACUGAUCAGGAAAUGAUCAACUUGCGCCUUAAAUACAUGCAUGGACUUGGCCACCACUGCAGUCAGUGGCAAAGCAUUCCACAGAUAUAUUACUCUUUGGCUAAAAGAAUUCCUCCUUAUCUCUGUUCUAAAGGGCCACCCCUCAAUUUUGAAGCUGUGCCCUCUAGUUCUGGAUUCCCCCACCAUAGGAAACAUCCACUCCACAUCCACCCUAUCCAGUCCUUUCAACAUUCGGUAUGUUUCAAUGAGAUCCCAUCCACCCCCACCCCCCGCAGUCUUCUAAAGUCUAGUGAGUACAGGCCCAAAGAUGCCAAAUGCUCCUCUUAUGUUAACACCUUUAUUCCCGGAAUCAUCCUUGUGAAUCUCCUCUGGAUUCCUUCCAAUGAUAACACGUUCUUUCUUAGAUAUGGGACCCAAAACUGUUGAUAAUACUCUAAGUGUGGCCUGACUAGUUUCUUAUAAAGGCUCGCAUUACCUCCUUGCUUUUACAUUCUAUUUCCAUUGAAAUAAAUGCCAACUUUGCAUUUGCCACCUUUACUACAGACUCAACCUGUGAAUUAGCCUUCUGGAAGUCUUGCACAAGGACUCCUAAGUCCUCCUGCACCACUGAUGUUUGAACCUUCUCCCCAUUUAGGAAAUAGUCAUACAUUUCCCAACUCUGUAUUCCAUCUGCCACUUUUCUGUCCAUUCUUCCAACUUGUCUAAACCCUGCUGCAAUCGCAUUGCUUCCUCAGCACAACCUACCCUCCACCUAUCUUCGUAUCAUCCACAAACUUUGCCACAAAGCCAUCAAUUCCAUUAUCUAAAUCAUUGACAAAUAAUGUGAAAAGCAUCGUUCUUCAUACUGACCCCUGAGGAACACCGCUAGUCACUGGCAGCAAACCAGAAAAGACCCCAUUUUAUUCCCACUCGCUGCCUCCUGCCUGUCAGCCAAUCCAGUAUCUUUUCUAUAAUGCCAUGGGAUUUUAUCUUGUUAAGCAACCUCAUGUGUGGCACCUUAUCAAACGCCUUCUGAAAAUCCAACUAAAUGAUAUCCACUGCCUCUCCUUUGUCCACCCUGUUUGUUACUUCCUCGAAGAACUCCAACAGAUUUGUCAGGCAACAUUUCCCUUUACAGAAACCUUGCCAAACCAUGAGGAAAAAUGUUCCUCAUUCAAGUGCCUGGAGGAUAUACCUAAUGAUAAAUUUAUGUUGCAUCUGUCCCCACCUUUGUGAACCCAUCAUCUCUGAAGCAAGAUGGCAUCAACUGUCACAUUGAACCUGGGCAUUUCUCAGCAUGAAUUGGAAUUGGAUUGUGACAGUGAGCCUCAGAUCUUCAACCAGGGACCAAUCAUGACAAUAACAACUGCACUCAUGGAUAGUCCUCAUCUAGUGUUACUGAAUUAUUAUAUCUAACCUAACGCACGAGGAACAUUUGCACUUUGCUGUCACCAUCAACUUUGUUAGCUAAACUUAGCUGUCAGCUUCAAAGUAUGUAUUAUUCCAAUUAAAAAAAUG